Messenger RNA from Taeniopygia guttata (zebra finch), 8505 nucleotides. RefSeq names its product marker of proliferation Ki-67 (gene MKI67). Lineage: Eukaryota; Metazoa; Chordata; Aves; Passeriformes; Estrildidae. The record is from RefSeq and is a predicted model, not a curated record. Gene Ontology annotation, molecular function: protein binding. Gene Ontology annotation, biological process: regulation of mitotic nuclear division; regulation of chromosome segregation. Gene Ontology annotation, cellular component: nucleus; chromosome.
UCGGCGCCGCGCCGGGCCGGGAGCGCGGGGGGCGCGCUCGGACGCCGCCACACGGGGCCCCUCAGCGGCCGCCAGCGCCUCGGCAGACCCAGGUAAGAUUCCUUACAUUUGAAGAUGCCACGCUACGGGACAAUCGUUGUCAUUAAAAGGAAUGGGACUGAUGGAAUUGUUUUUCCACUUACCUCAACGUCUUGUUUAUUUGGAAGGAAAACAGAAUGUGACAUCCGCAUGCGGCUGCCCUGGGUGUCCAACGAGCACUGCAAAAUCGAGAUCAAUGAGAACAAGGAGGCAGUCCUGACUAAUUUGAGCUUGGUGAACCCCACGCAGCUGAACGGGGCUUGCUUUGAGCAGCCCGUUCCCCUGAAGCACGGAGAUGUGUUAACCAUUAUUGAUCGUUCUUUCAGGUUUGAAUAUCCUCUGCAAUCAACACCGAAAAAGAGGCAUUCCAGGUCUCCAAAAGAUGAAACUCUGCAGGUUCUUCAUGUUCAGCAGGUGGCAGAAGUGGAAUUACAACACAAACAAACUCCAGGAGCUAAAAAUGUUGAUGCUUCAGAUAAUGCUGAGUGUGAAGAAAAAAAUGCCAAUGAAAAUAAACAAACUCCAGAGGAAAAUCUUCCUGAAGCUUUCCCUGUCAAACUCCAAACACCCAAAUCUUCACAGAGAAUUCAUCGUGUUCUUCAAAAGCAAAAUGAAAUGUCUCCCUUUAGUAAACUCUAUGAAAGUGUGAAAAAUGAGCUGAAAGUGGAAAAACCUCUGCACAGGAGAAGUGCCUCUCAGCAAGCUGCAAAAGGAGACCCUGGCAGUGUUCUGCCAGAACCACGUGCUCCCAUUUCAUCCCUGAGUUGUCUUUUUGAUCUGGGCAGCCUGGCUAAAGGAAAGGAAACGGGCAGGAUGGAAAAUAUUGAAAAAUGUAUAAUUGUGAGAAGAGAAGAAGAAAACAGCCCAGGGUUUAACCAGCUGUCAGCUGGGGGAAGGACUCCCAGGAGGAGUUUUACCAGGAGUCCUCGAGCUCCCAUUUCAAAGGAGGUGUCAGGAGAUACCAGUCAGAGUCCAUUGCAGGAUCCCAAGGAAUUAGGGACACCAGGCAGAUCCAGAGGUGCUGCAGUUACACCCACACCCAGCAGGAAGAACCACAGGAGCCCCUUGGUUUUGCUGGAGCAGUGCUCCAUAGAAAGGUUUGAGUGUCCAGUUCAAGGGACAGUGUGCAGCCCCAGCAGCUGCAGUGUUCCUAAAGGAGGAACACCAACGCCCAGGAGGAAGAGUCCUCGGUCUCUUUUUGUGUCACCUCCCACAGAAACCACUGGAAUGAAUCCUGGAAAUCCUGACACUCCAAGGACCCCUCGGCGUGGGUCGUUGAAACUGAAGUCGCUUCCAGAAAUCCCAGUUGGAGCUCUAAGGGAAGAUCCAGAGUGCAGAAUUGAUAACACACAACUGCCUUUGCCAGAAGACAAAUGCUUAAAGCAAAGACGAAACAGCAAACAACAAACACCAGGAAAACCUGUCCAAGAGGUGCUGAAAGAAAUAUGGGAUCAGGCAAACCUGGAUAACUCAAAGGUGGGACAUUGUGAAACCCCUGCCUCUCUCUCUAAUUCUAAGAGUCCCAAGAGAAACAGCAGGGAAAGUAAAGAAUUCUUGGACAAAAGUGCCCAUUCAGAGGCACUGGCUACAGAAGGGGUGUUGGCAUCUCCUGCUGGUCAGACACCUGGAAGGAAAAGGAGGAGGCCAAGGAGCUCUGGAGUGCUGGCUGAAACUGCCCUGGAGACAAGCACUGCUCAGGAACAGCACAAAUCGGGCAGAAAAGCCAGUGGAACUCCAGCAGAGCUGGCCAUGGACAGGUGUCCCCAAAACCAGGACUUGGAAGAUGCCAGUGCUACAAGACCUCGGAGAUCAUCAGCCAAGAGAAGAUCUGAAAGUGCUGCUGAGCUGAGAGACACUGAGCCUGCCUCAGAAACCACAAAUUUUGGCCUCUUGAAUGGAGAAGACUCAGGCAAGACAAAAAGAACCUCUCAGAAGAGGAAAAGUGGUGAAAUGCUCCCUCAGACAUUGGGCAAAAGAAAGAGAGUGUCCUUUGGUGGUCAUCUGAGUCCAGAACUCUUUGAUAAAAGUUUGCCUCCCAACUCUCCCCUGAAAAGAGGAGCCCUCCCUGCCAGGAGGAGUUUGCCCUAUGGAAACUCUCCUCGGGCUGUGCUCAAAAAGGCUCAGAGCUUGAAGCACUUGAUCGAUCAGGAAGAAAAAACAUCACCCAAAAAUUCCCCAACCCGGCAGCCCCCAGGUGCCUCCUCCCCUGUCUCAACACCCAAAAUCCCUUCAGGCUCUCCAGCCCCCUUCAGGAAAGGGCGUUUCUCCAUCUCCCAGCCCCCCACACCUUUCCCCAUUGCAGAGGAGAAGGAUGCUGGCACAGAGGACAUGGACCCAGAGGGGAAGAGUGGUGUCCAAGGGAACACCCCAAAAUCUGCUCCUGCUGCCCAAGGUGCCAAAGCCUUGGUGACAAGGACAGCUGCCAAGUCAGCCAGAGGUGCCCCGCUGGCUUUGAAGGGCUCUGCCAUGAAGAGCAGAGGUGGGCCUGUGGCUGUUAUCAGUGCCAAGAGGAGAAGUGGUGCCUCCAGUGCCAACUUACUAGUUGCAAAAUCUUGGGCAGAAGUGGUAAAAUUGGGGGUUGCAAGACCACAGACAAAGACUGCUAAAAAAAGUGCCCGUAAAGGAAGAGCCCUGAAGAGGAUAAACCACCCACCAAAGACUCCAGAGAAGAAAAUAAAAGGUCACUUCAGCACAGGUCAUGCAGAGUCACCCGCUACCAUAGUUGUAGGUAGAGCUUAUUCCACCACAGUUGGAUCAGCUGGACACGUCCCUAAAGUGGUAAAAAAUCCCAAGCUGAAGCUAAACAUGGAUAUGGAUGAAAGUUUCACAGGAGUGCCUGAAAUGUUCCAAACUCCAGAAAAUCAGGGAGGAAGAACAUUUCCUUUGGCUGCUGCUCAGAAUGCUGAUGUUACACCACCAUGGGCUGCAGGGGACAUUUCUGACUUGCACACUCCUGAGGAAUCUGGAGAGAUGAUGGUGUCACCAUUAAAUAAUUCAGAUGCUUCAGAGCAGAAGCAAGCAAGUCCAGGCAUAUUCCACCUCCUGAGAGAGGAAUCAUCUCCAUCUAUGUUUGAUGAAAUAGCCACAAAAACUCCUGAAAACAGAAAAGCUGUGCACAAAGAUACUGUGGGUAGUUUGGUAAUAAUUUCAGAAAAACCAGUAUCUCUUGUGAAAUCAGGAAGUAAAAAGAGGACUCCAAAGCACAAAUUGGAGUCAGUUGAGGUCAUGUCAAGCAAAAGGAAGAUUUUAAGGACCCCUGAGCAAAGAUCAGAACCAGGAGAGGUUUUGUCAGGUAUCAAGAGACUUGUGAAGACUUCGAGGCAGGAGCCAGAGCCUACAGAGGUUCUCUCAGGCAUCAAACAGCUCAUGAAGACCCCAAAGCAGAAAUUGGAGCCUGUGGAGGUUCUGUCAAGCAAAAGGAAGAUUUUAAGGACCCCUCAGCAAAGAUCAGAACCAGGAGAGGUUCUGUCAGGCAUCAAACAGCUCAUGAAGACCCCAAAGCAGAAGUUGGAGCCUGUAGAGGUUCUCUCAGGCAUCAAACAACUCAUGAAGACCCCAAAGCAGAAGUUGGAGCCUGUGGAGGUUCUCUCAGGCAUCAAACAGCUCAUGAAGACCCCAAAGCAGAAGUUGGAGCCUGUGGAGGUUCUCUCAGGCAUCAAACAGCUCAUGAAGACCCCAAAUCAGAAAUUGGAGCCUGCAGAGGUUCUCUCAGGCAUCAAACAGCUCAUGAAGACCCCAAAUCAGAAAUUGGAGCUUGUAGAGGUUCUGUCAGGCAUCAAAGAGCUCCUGAGGACCCCAGAGCAGAAAUUGGAGCCUGUGGAGGUUCUGUCAAGCAAAAGGAAGAUUUUAAGGACCCCUCAGCAAAAAUCAGAACCAGGAGAGGUUUUGUCAGGUAUCAAGAGACUAGUGAAGACUUCGAGGCAGAAGCCAGAGCCUACAGAGGUUCUCUCAGGCAUCAAAGAGCUCCUGAGGACCCCAGAGCAGAAGUUGGAGCCUGACGAAGUUCUCUCAGGCAUCAAACAGCUCAUGAAGACCCCAAAGCAGAAAUUGGAGCCUGUAGAGGUUCUCUCAGGCAUCAAACAGCUCCUGAAGACCCCAAAGCAGAAAUUGGAGCCUGUGGAGGUUCUCUCAGGCAUCAAACAGCUCAUGAAGACCCCAAAGCAGAAAUUGGAGCCUGUGGAGGUUCUCUCAGGCAUCAAACAGCUCCUGAAGACCCCAAAGCAGAAAUUGGAGCCUGUGGAGGUUUUGUCAGGCAUCAAACAGCUCAUGAGGACCCCACGGCGGAAGGCAGGGUCAGUGGAGGACCUGUCAGGCAUUAAGCAGCUCCUGAGGACCCCGCAGCAAGAGCUGGAACCACUGACAGAUGAAAUUGCCUUGAAAAGACUGCUGGAGACUCCAGUAGAGAGCAGGGAAGCAGUAAAAGCUGUGCCAGGUGUGACUUCAACCAAGAAAACCCCAAAGCUCAAACCCCAGCCCGUGGAAGACAUGGUUGGGAUCCGCCGCAUUUUCCAGACGCCAAAGGAAAAGGUGGAGCCCGUAGAAAACAUGUUUGGAAUUAGCAGAUUAGUGAGGUCUCCUAAAGAGAAAUACCAACCAGUUGAGGAUUUUGUGGGGCUGCAAAGGCUCAUGGCAGAACCCAGGCAGAAAUCUUCUGAUUCUGAGGUGGACUAUGCUGGAAUGACUGAAAUGUUUGGCACCCCAGAGGAAAUGAAGGUCAGAUCAGUAAAUGUUAUGGAUUCUCAGGGAGAAAUUGGUUCUAAUUCCAGUCAUAAACAUGAAAAGAGAGGAAAAUUUUCCCAAGAUGAAGAUUCUCAACAGAAGGACUCGACUGGUGAAGAGCAGCCUACCCAGAGACUCAGAAGGGGCAGAUCCAGGAGGGCUCUACCUCCUGUUGCAGCAAAGCCAAGUGAAAAUGGUGUGAGUUUUAAGGAGUUACAGAGUCCUGACACCCAAGAGGAGAUGGGAGUGAUCACACCUGAAAACAAGGGAAGAGGAAGGAGGACAAAGCAUUGCACACAAGAAGUUGUUCCAAAGUACCCUGAUCAGGAAGGGCUUGACGUUGUUUCAUCUGUGGAACCACCUGGAGCUGCUCAGAGACCAGGGAGAGGUAAAAGGAAAGAGCUGAAGGAGUUAAAACAUCCAAAUGAAAAUCUGGAGUCUUGUGUUGAAGAUUCCUCAGGGCUACGAAAAGCACCUGCAAAUACCAAACAGAGUUUGCAGGACUGUGGCAUCAGUGAAACUGAGGAUGAUCCAGGUACAAAGACAGGACCUGGAAACAUUCAGAGUGAAAUUUGUCGGCUGCAAACAGAUUUAAAUGAUCCUGAUAGCAAAGCUAUUGACAGUGGGAUAGAGGACACUGAAGAAGAAGUGUUCCUGUCACUGAGGAGGAGGCGCAGAGGAGUGGAGAACACAGAACCAGUGAUUCCACCAAAAAGGAGACGAGCAAGGGAUGACCAAGGUAAAGCAGCCUCUCCAGGAGGCCUUCAUGGAACAACCAGAAAGCUUCGUAAAGACCCAUCCCCAAAGGUUUCACAAAGACAGGAACAGGCUUGUGACAAAGCUCCUGGGGCUGUCACAGCACAAGAAUCUGAAAAUGGCACUAAACUUGAACUAAAGGCAACAGAGACAAGAGUUAAGUCUUUUAGAAGCACUAGAAACAGAAAGCACUCAGCUGAAAUAAAAGCUGACACUCGUGGGGUCACACUUGAAAAUCCACAAAACAUUCAGAAAACUGAGGAAACAUCAACUGAAACUGAUGCUGAAACAGAAUCUCACGUGAAAAAUGGGAUUAAAGGAUCUCAGGGAUCAGAAACAGAAAAUACUCAGGAAAAUACAACACAAGCAGCUCGAAGAUUAAAGGCAGAGUCACCUUCUGCAGAGACAAACAAAAUGCCAGUCAGUGCUCAGAACUUGGAAGCAAGCAGGGCUAGAAACAGGAGAGGCAAAAAAGACUCUUUGGAGCAGAAAGCUGAUGAAUUUACUGAAAAUGUGAACAGCCUAAAACCAAUUACUCCCAAAUUUAAAUCAGAAACAGAAGUGGAUGAAUCUUCUCUCCAGGAUUCCGUGGGCUCUGUUAGUGUCAGUGCAGCCCAAGGCAGGAAGGAGCAGCCCAGCCCAGGUGCCACAUCAGUCCCUGCUGCAGACAGUGCCAGGCCCGCUCGGGGCACUCAAAGGAGGACGAGGAAUGAACGGGGAAUAUUUAAAGCAAAGCAAACUGAAAUCCUGCAGGGGAGUCCAGCACAAAGAAAUGCAGUGAUGUGUAGAAGAGGAACAGGUAAAAAAGUUAAUUUUCAGCUUGAAGAAGGCAGUUCCAAAGCAGUUGAAGGAAAAAUUUUACCUGAGGGUGAUGAAGGGGUGACUGACAAAGAUAAUCAACAUGAGAAUUCCGAAAAUGCUCCUUCAAAGGGAAGGAGGAGCAGGAGAAAGCAACUUGACUCCAUCCCACAAAAAGCUAGUCCUGCCUUCAUGGAAAAACAAGCAUUAAGUGCAGAUCACAGGAAAGAUGAGGCUGUUGUACGAGAGCCAGGAUCAGCUUUGGAGGCUGCUCCCUCUUCAGCAGAGGACAACCCACUGAGGCGGGGGAGGAGACGUGAGGUGGCUGCAGCAUCACAGACCAGAUCUCCUUCUGUCAGAACGAGACGUGGGCUGCUGCAAGGUGAUGCUAAAAAGAUGGCAGAGAGAGAAGAGGAAAAUGCAGCUCUGCCUAAUAAAACUUUACAGGCAAAAGUGGAUGCACCAGCAAGGGACAGAAGGAACAAGAUGGAUCCGGCAGCAGAGGCAAGAAGUUCAGCUCCUCUGCAGAGAAAAUGUGGCUUGUCAGAGACUAAAGAUAAGGGUACUGAUGAAGAACAAAAUGUGCCUUUGGAAGCAGUGUCCUGUGCAAAGGAGAAGCCACCAGGAAGGGGCAGAAGGAAAGAAACUGCUCUGGCAUCACACACAACCAAUUCCAUCUCUCUUCGAGGGAAACGCAGGCUGCCAGCAGGUGAUGGAGAAGAAGCUCCCAAAGAACAGCAGAGUGUUCUCUUAGAAACUUGUGAUCCAUCUGGAAAAGAAAAUCAACUGAGAAGAGGCAGGAGGAAGGAAAUUGCCCCUUUGGUAGAAGCCAAAAGUUCUAUUCAGGGAAACCAGGUCCUGUCCAAACAAAGUGGUAGAAAAAAUAACAGUAAGGAAGCUAAAGAGAAUUUGGACAAUUCUUCUCAAGAAAAUAUGGUGCUUGUAAAACGGAGUUCAAGGCAAGCAACCACUUCACUGGCUGUUAGUCCCACCUCACUUCAGGGUUUGCCAGAAGAUGGUAAAGACAGAAUUCCUGAAGAACAAAGUAAACUUUUGGACCUAGCUCCACCUGCAAAAGAAAAUCCAUCAAGAAGGGGCAGGAAGAAAACAGCUUCUUCCACUUCUGAAGAAACAAGUUCCACUUCUCUCAGGGGAAAUCCCAACCUGCCCGGAGGCAGAGGUCAGAAGAGGAUUCUUAAAGGAAGUGAAGAUGCAUCUCCAGAAAAUAAUCCAUGCCAGGGAAGAACAAGGCAGUUGAGAAAUAAUAGGAGGAAGGUGGAAGUCCCGUUGGAGGCAGCUACUUCUGCUCCCCAUAAAAGCAGUGUCUUGGCAGAAAAUGGCAACACUCUGGGAACUCAGGGUUUGAGUGGAGCAUCCCCUGGUUCUGAAGAGAAUCAGUCUGGAAAAGGCCAGGAGGGUGACCCUGCUCCACAGGCAGCCCCCACCUCUCGCAGAAGGAAGUGCCAGCUGCCAGCAGAGGACGUGGCACCCAAAAAAUUCAAAUCAGGGAAUGAUGAAAAUGGGUCUCUCCAAAGAGGAAGAAGAAACAAAACUAAACUUGGAGAAGAGGAUGCAAGGGCAGCUCAGACCACUGGAGGGAUGGAGAAGAGGACAAGAUCCAGCACAAGAACAAGGAAAUAGCCUUAAGAGUCCCAGAAGCAGUUUUAAAAUCAAUUCAGUAAUUCCAAUUAGAGGAUUUUUUAAACGUGAAUUGAUUUGCACUCUGAUUUUAAGCUCAGAUUUUUGGCAAUUCUAUGGUUGCUUUAAAAAAAAUUAUUUCUUAAUGUGUCUACAGAUAAAAGGUUGAUAUUUCUUGAGUAGCUUUGCCAACAUGUGGUAGUUUCUAAACCAUGGAGAGCUUGUGCAAAGCUGUAAACAUAAAUUACAUUUUGUUUUACCAGUGUUUCUCCCCUUUUUCCUGUUGAUCAGUACAACAAUCAGGAAGCCAUAUUACUACCAGCUAAAGCUAUUUUCUGCUGAAAUUUUUUAUGCUUAAAUUUUAUUUUUCAUUGGAGUUCUGUAAAUAUUUUUUUUUAAAAAAUAUAGUUGUAUUAGCAGAAAUAUUGGACUAAAUUUUUAAUAAGUUUUUUUUAGGAAAGAAUAAAUUUGAAUUGAAAAAUGCAGGUUUUGAAGUCAUUAAACUUGGAAACAAUU